Molecule: messenger RNA, 1133 nt
Organism: Glycine soja
Lineage: Eukaryota; Viridiplantae; Streptophyta; Magnoliopsida; Fabales; Fabaceae
Product: ethylene-responsive transcription factor RAP2-1-like
Exons: 2
Coding region: 127-606 (159 amino acids)
Biological process (GO): regulation of DNA-templated transcription
Molecular function (GO): DNA-binding transcription factor activity; DNA binding
Source: RefSeq, a predicted model, not a curated record
GGUUGGAAAUGGAAAUGGAGAGUGAGAGAGAUAGGUGUGAUGGAUUGUGUCGGCCAUCUUUGGAUUUAUCUUAAAGAAAGCUCAACGUGGCGGCCGUACCAGACGACAGACUAGAAGCCAAGUGAUAUGGAAGAAGCGGGUUUAGGAGAUUGUUGUUCCUCUAAUACGACUAUUACGAGGAAAAGCGAGAAGCGAAAGCAGCAGCACCAACAACAAGAGAAGCCAUACAGAGGAAUAAGGAUGAGGAAGUGGGGCAAGUGGGUGGCGGAGAUUAGAGAACCCAACAAGAGGUCGAGGAUCUGGUUGGGUUCUUACGCCACCCCCGUCGCCGCCGCACGCGCCUACGACACCGCCGUCUUCCACCUCCGAGGCCCUUCCGCUCGCCUUAACUUCCCCGAAUUGCUGUCCCAGGACGACGACGUUUCGACCCAACAACAGGGCAAGAUGUCCGCCGAUUCAAUUCGCAAAAAAGCGACCCAAGUCGGCGCCAGAGUCGACGCGCUCCAAACCGCGCUUCAGCAAUCCUCGUCGACACACUCCAUUAGUUCCAGCCACGUCAGCUAUGAGAAACCAGACUUGAACGAGUAUCCCAAACCUGAAGAUUAGUAAUUUCCUUCAACCUUCAAGAUUAAUAUUGAUCCACCAAUCAUGGGUUCUGAUGUGACUUAUAUAUAGGGCUUCAACUUGCCCUCUUCACCUAUGUUAAUUUGAAAAGAAAAAACUUUUAUAUUUGUCAUAUGAUUUAUCUGAGUAAAUAUUUUCUUCCAGUUUAUUUAAUUAAUAUUAGAAAGUGUAGGAAGAAAUAGACACACCUGAUGAGAAUUGAGAUGAGGCUAAUUAACUUGUUAAUGAGGUGAGUAACUCCUUUAACUAUAUAUAAAUUAAGGGGUAUAUAUAUUAUUAGUUGCUCACCUCAUGUUGUUGCUCAUCUCACGAAGAAACUCAUUUUAGAUUACUUUUUUCCUUUCAUUAUGUGUAUGCUGGAGCGGUGGACUGGUAGCUACAUAGAUUCUCGCUAUGAUGGGGCAUAUGAUCAUGAGGUCUUUUCUCAGGUCGGUUGUGUGUUGUAAUUUGUAACGAGAUAUCCGUAACACAAUAGGAUCAAAUUAACCGUGUUUUGUUGUUUCAGAUUA